This is a messenger RNA of Phalacrocorax carbo (great cormorant), 3459 nucleotides long. The record is from RefSeq and is a predicted model, not a curated record. Lineage: Eukaryota; Metazoa; Chordata; Aves; Suliformes; Phalacrocoracidae.
UCUUUACAGAAAAGAGAUUUCAGCAGCAUUAUAUGCUGCUAACAAGGGAGGGAACCAGCCCUGUAAACCCCCAACUUGAGGCUGAACAGAGAGGUGAGAGCUUUUACUGACAAAAGACUGCGUAAAGACAAGCACUGCCCACCCAACUCUUAGCUAUUGUUGGCUAUAUCAUACAUCAAGACAUCCACAGCUGAAGCUAUGAAAGACAUAAACACAUCUACUUUCAAAGGUCCUUACUCAAAACUGAACUGGGAUGCAAUAAAUCAGCCCCCACAUUCACACACACAAACAAAAAAAAAAAAAAAAGAAAAAAGAAAAGGAAAGAAAGAAAGAAAGAAAGAAAGAAAGGAAGGAAGGGGAAAUUCAGAUUAGUCACAAAGAAGUUCCCCCGCCUGCUUCUCUGUGUGCAUAAAGCAGUCUCCUGAAGGCACUGUCUUCACUUCAUCUCUGCUCCUGUUCCAGGAGCACCUAGCUCAUCUGCCCCCUGCUCCUCCAGGCUCCUGCUGUGCUCCUGGCCCCUUCCCCAGCUGCUGCUGUCAGUGUUGCUGAGAUGGAAGGACAGCCAGAUGUAGAGUCAAGAAAUCAAGACCGGAUGGAUCACGAAAGAGAACCUACAGAGGAUGAGUGGAAGAGCUGGCAAAGAGGACAGGUUAGGAACACGCUGCACCUCGUGUCUGCAGCUGCUCAGUGGAUAUUACUGCUUGCCUGCUUGAUUUACCUUGGUAUAGAUUCUCUGCAACCCUCAACGUGUCAGAGCGACAAAGUGCCGUGGAUCCAUAUCCGCUACUCAGGUGAAAGUACCGAAGGAGUAGCCGUGAAUCUCACUGAUGAAGGAGGCUCUAUUCAGAUCAGAAAUGGUUCCAUCAUGAUCACCUGUGAUGGCCUCUACCUGGUGUCCUUGAAGGGUCGUAUCAUUUUCCUUGACCUGAAGGAGGAGGACUCGCUGAAGCUGACACUGCAGAAGACAGAAAACAAGACGAGCCAGGCCUUCUGGGAGCAAACUGUCCAGAACAGCGGUGAUGCAGUAAAUCUCACCACAGUGAUCUACUUGUUUGCUCAAGAAAACAUCACCCUGUGGACCAGCUCCAAUGCCACCAUCUCAGAUUUGUCACUUAGCCUUAUAUUACUAAGUCCCUUCAUUUACUCGCUGUAGAAGAUGAUGUAUGAAACGUAACAUGUAAAGUACAGCCUUUCCUACCAAUCCAUUUGCAUGUGGGAGGCUUGUUCUCACAGGCUGUACUUGUACAGGCAGACUGCUCUAGCCUUGGGGCUGUGGAGUGCAGAUAAAUCACAGUGCAAACGGGCUUUAUAUAGUGCAUGCCAUGUUCAUCUCUUUGGAGAUCUGUGCAGCUGUUUUGCUACCUAAGAUGGAUCUUUAUAACACUGGAGAAAGGGAUGCAUGGAGCCCUUGAGAAGAACAGAAACGAAAGCCAAAGGAAGUCACCUAAGCUUAGCUCAUAUUCAGAGAAACCCUUGGUUUCUCUAUUUACUUGACAGUAUCUAUAUAUAGUACAAAUGCGCUCUAUAUUUGCUAAAAUAAAGGUAUGGUAAAUCAGAAAGAUACCUCAAGUGUCUUGAAGCCAUUUGGAGAAGGAGGAGAACAGAUCUGCUCAACAGCCCUUUGCCUGGCAAGGCGGGAGACAGGCAAGAGGCAGCAAGGGACUUCCUUUGCAGUGAUCCAGAUAAAUGCUCUCUGAGAGGUAAAGGCCACGAAAGGAAGCUGGUAUUUUGAAAUGAGCUAACAGGACUGCACUGGACAGCAGAAACACAGGUUCUGCAGAGACUAUGAGGUUUUUAGGAGCAGCUUUUAAGAGUGGAGGCCCACUGGCUGUUCCAGCUAUCUGCAGAUUACUGAAGCCUAGGCCAAGGGAAUAUCUGGUGGGACAUUUACAUCUUGACACCAGGUCUCAGAGGUGUAAGUUGAAGGAGAAUCUCCUUUGAGCACACACACAGAGACUGGCUUGACCCAAAAACAAUCCAGGCACAUAAAAAUUUGGAAAAACAUUAAGACUCUGGAUUUGGUGGGUUCUUUCUAAUACACCAAGUGAAACCUGCAGGUCUGUGCAACCUUUCCUCUGGGAGGACUCAGAUGGUUCCUGUGAGCCUCGCAGUAGACCUUGCCAUACAGCUAUGCACCGCAGAGAGAUUCACAGGCACGAGCUCCAUGAUGUGCCUGUGCACCCAUGCACACCCUGCCUGGCUCCCGCUGAAGUCAGACAGCUCUCAGCAAUCACGGGCUGCGCAUCCCUCUUCUCAUUACAGCUUCUCACUGCUGAGGACAAGUCCUGCCCUGCCCAUGCUUCAAGAAACGUGACAUGAGAACAGCCAGUGACUGUUGUAUUUUUGGUUGAAGUGGGGCAGAUUUCAAGGGCAAGUUGACUACUUGGCUCCCAAUGAACUCCAGCAACAUUCCAGCAUCUCACUGCUGGCUGUACACUCCAAAGUCUUUUGUUAAAAGUAUUUAUGUAUUUAUACUAUAGGCAUAAGAAUGUUACUUCAGAUUUCUUAGAAACAGUGGGAAGGGUUUGAACUUGAGGUUGUCAGCACUAAGCUCCUCUUUGCAGAUGCUCCUAAUGCACUGGAGUAUUCCUGCUAUGCAGGCACUGUGUUACCACCUGCCUUGGCUCCUUGGCUGAUCUGCUCCUGGCUGAGCAUCCUGCAGGCUCAGGUGCCAAAGGCAGCUAAGGAAAUCUUCCAGGCCUUGGUGAGCUUUUCCAUAUGCUUUAUGCUACUGUUGGCAGGUUUUAUGAACUUCACUACCUGGGGCCAGGCUGCAGCCCCAGGGGAAAUCUCUGUGGCUGAAGCAUUUAUUCAUACAGUGCCAAGAAGCAGCUUUUUCUCAUCUCAGGACUGAGAAGCUGUGGGCUGACUUGUACCUGCAGGAUGCCCCUUCUCCGCUGCAAGGGCCAUUUUGGGCUUUAACCUCUGGCCACUCUGCGCACCACCAGGACCAAAGGCAGCUGCACCGUGUCCCCAGGCUGGGGAUUGUCAUGCUCCCUGGCUGAAGUGAGAAUGUGUUUCCCUUCCUAAAAGCUAAUAAAACUUUCCUUUGUGACCUUCAGGCUUGCAGUGUCCCUUGGGAGUGGGGAGACUGGUGAAUUAUACAUUCACUGUGUUUGAGCAGACAUUUUCACUGGUAUAAAACCUAUAUGAAAUUUUCACAUCCUUUUUUUUUUUUUUUUACAGUUCAGCUUCAGUUUCAGCUCUCCCCAGGGGCAUGCAGGGCUGGUGCUUCCCAACAUGGGCUAACACAGACAGGGCAGGCCAUGUCAGUGGUUUGGACAGGGGUGCACAGGACAGCAAGAAAGAUUAAAUCUAAACAACACAAAUGGAUUUGUGUAUUGGAAGGGUGCGCCCUUUCUUCUUGUUUAGAGCAGGAGAGGGCAUUUCACACUCUGAUUCCUCUGCACUUUCAGGCUGAACUAGACUGGCCUACAUAUAUGCAUGUACAUGCAUUUG